AUGAACUCUGCAAAGUCUUCGCGAGGGAUGAGCCAAAAUGCUGAGUCCAACGGUGAUGCAGCCGUUGGAGACCUUGCAGAAAGUAUCGCCAGUUCAGGGUCCUACAGAUGGGUGGAAGAAGAGUUCGAGGCCUCGCCUGAGGACUUUGACGAAUUUGUCCAGAAAUAUGGCGAUGUCAAGGUAAAAUAUAUCAAGAAGCCUCAAAAUACAAAUACGUGGUAUUUUACUCGACCUUACGCUCUCAAUUUCUUCUACAAGGGCACGCUGUAUAGGACCAGGCAGGAACGCGGGGAAAGCGGAAAAACCGAAUUGUUCUUAGAUUUGCUCUAUGUGGGAAUUGUGGGUAAUUUGGCAUCCCAGGCUACUGAGGAGGCAAGCGGGGCCUCUUUGUUGAGGUAUUUGCUACUAUUUCUGCCGGUCUAUCAAGUAUGGGCUGACAUCAAGGACUUCAUGGACUACUAUUUCAAUGAGGAUCUCUCCCAGAAACUGUACAUCCUCUGGAUCAUCAUACUGCUCACAAUAUAUUCCAACAAUACGAGUACAGUUUUGGAGUCCCAUGCUGAGACAGCCAUGUGCGUGGUACCGUAUAUGCUGUGCAGGUUCUCGUUGGCGAUCAGCCAAUUGAUAUACUCAUUGUUCAUACCGCAACAUCGGUUCCAGAUGCGAUUCCAUGCUACUUCCAUUUUGAUAACUACUUGGUUAUGGAUUCCUGUAAUUUUUGGUUCGACCAGGCUCAAAAUCGGACUAACUUUAAUGAACCUGGUUCUGGAACACAUCGGGUUCACCGUGGCUUACCACGGAUGGACCAGGAGACUGUUCAAGCUAAAAUACUCCACCGCCGUUAAUAUUGAGCAUGAGGUGGAGCGGGUUUCUGCAUUUUAUGUCAUUGCCAUUGGCGAGUUCUUAUACAAAGUUGUCACCGGUGGGGCGCUGGGUGCGGGCUUCACAGCCAGAUUGGCCAGGGGAAUCAUGCUUCUGGUGAUAGCGUAUGUGCUUCUGUGGUUAUACUUCAACGGUGAGGGAAGUCUGAGAGCAGUCCAUGCUCUCAGAAGAUCAUCUCACACAGCAAUGCUGUGGAUCUGGGCCCAUAUUCCGCUCAUUGCUAGUCUAAUUCUUGCUGCCGACGCUAGUGGUGAUCUGUGUCUGUUCACGGAUGAACGCACAUGGAAUGAGUCGGGGGAAGGACAUUUGGAGACGGGUUUGGAAAGACGAUCUGAAGAAUCUGGUGAAGGGUCUGAGGCCAGUCGACGAGCUCUGGCCUUCUUUUUCACUGGUGGUUUGGGUGUUGCUCUCAUAUGUUUGUUCGUAUUGGCUAUUGCGGAUAAGUCGCUAGAUUCAUGCGAGGUCCAUGCAAUCCCCAAAUUCUGGCGAAUUUUUCCUCGAAUUCCGGUAGCCCUUCUUAUAAUAUUUAUCACGUUUGCAGAUCUGGGGAUUACGAAAUUGUUCGGUUUUGUCAUGGCGGUUCUGGUGGCCCUGCUGCUCUACGAACUCUUUGCAAUGAUGCCUCGUGCAGAGUAUUGCGGUAGCAACCGGGAAGAUAUACCGGAUCCCACCGAGGAACCACAGGAGGAGCCAUAG
Kuraishia capsulata CBS 1993 is the source of this 1578-nucleotide messenger RNA. RefSeq lists its product as uncharacterized. The transcript has a single exon. Bases 1 to 1578 code for a protein of 525 amino acids. Lineage: Eukaryota; Fungi; Ascomycota; Pichiomycetes; Pichiales; Pichiaceae. The record is from RefSeq and is a predicted model, not a curated record.